AUGAAUGAAACUAAUAGUGAAGCACUUGCUGACUCCGAGAAGCCGGUUCAAGUAUCAGAUAAUGUGCCGUUCCCGCCUUUCCCGGCUCCAGCAGAUGAUGACUUUGAAGAAGAUAUAUCUAAAGAUGAGAGAUCAUACUAUAUAACAAAAUUUAAGGAUCUUAACACAAUUAUUCACAUGAAAGUUCACUGUACUGCUUGUGACCGACAUAUAGGGAUUUGUCCCAAAAAUGAAAGUAAUAUGAAAACACAUCCUAUGUUACGUACAUUAAUGUGCCAGAAUUGUUAUUCAUUUUAUAACAGUGGAGAGUUCGAAAAGGGUGAUGAUGGCUCCGAACUAUAUUGUCGCUGGUGUGGACAAGGCGGUCAAGUGUACUGCUGCUCAGAUUGCCCACAUGUAUUUUGUGCGAAAUGCAUAAAAAGAAAUAUGGGCCCAGCUAAAAUCAGAGAGAUUGAGGAAGUAGAUGAUUGGAAAUGUUUUAAAUGUAAUAGCACCUGUUUGAGAGAUUUGCGUGCAAUUUGUUGGGCAGCAUUGCGCUACUGUGACUUUAAAAACAGAAUGGCUUAUAAAACUGAAGAUUCCAAGCUCAAGGAAUCAUAUUUAAAAGAAAUAUCGGAAGAUGUUUCUGAGUGCUGUAGGUCUAAAUAUAGAAGGAAGGAAAGGUUGGAGGCUAAGAAGAAAGAAGCUGAAGCCAAAAAAGCUGCUGUUGCAGUUGUAUCUAAGCUUCCUCCUACAAUAAUGGUGAAGAAAUUUGCUUCAAUUAAUUCUGAUGAUGUGAACAAGCCCGAACUUAAGAAGGCUCAAAAAAGGUCGGCGAGUCCCAAAAUGAAACCAAAUAUAAUUUUGAAAAAUCCUAUUAGUGUGUCACCAAAGGUGACUAAUACCUUUCACGUUGCACCUAUGAAGAAAGUAAGGCUGCCGUCAAACAUGAUGAACCCAAUAAGAAUACUAAAUGAGAGAAAACCAGUACCCCAAAAUACAUUAAUAAAGAUAAGACCGAAAGGCAAUUUUCAAAACAAUAUGUUCAACGGGAUCAGUACAAGCACACCAUUUAGCAAUGUUAUGUUUAAUAAUGAUAAUAUUAAUUUAUCACUGGACAGUCUCACCCAGGGCCUAGAUAUGUCUUCUAUACAAAACAUGAGUGGUGCAUCUCAGGACGAGUUAGUAUGCACUCCGGACUUCCCCAUGGAGCCAUUAUGCGAGGUGACAGAGGAUAACACGGAUGAUGAUGUGCAGUGCAUAACACCAGGUCCCGUGACACCGAAGACAUUGUCCACACAAAAGCCUAUCGCUCUCUCCGACGUGUUACCCGAAAAUAUCAUACAAAUGACUGAAAACGACGUUACCGUGAAUUCUGUCACCGGUGGUCUUAAAUUCCGCGUGGACCCUCAAACCUUAUCUUCCAAUAAGAUGUAUCGACUUCCCGACGGUAGAAUAUUUGCAAUUAAUGCCAAUCCCACCAUGCCCGGCGGUUAUUCGGCUACGAUAGUAGCGAUAACUGAAACAAACCGACCCAAAACUAAUUCAUCUAAUAAAUCCAGCCGUGGGACGCCACCACCGCUAAGAAUAAUAAAAAACAAUCCAGCAAAUCGCAAAAAAGUGUCAAAACACAAAUCUCCAAAGGCCCGUCGUUCUGACACGACACAAAGGGAAGCUGACCUGUCAGUACCCGUUGAAUGGUACAGAUAUAAUUUGAUUGACGCUAUAGACGCACUCGAGUACUCAUUGACACGAUUACAUAAAUUGAAAAAGGAAGCCAACACGUCCUUCUUACGAACGAGGACUGUCAAUGAAAUGCGGAAUUUACACAGAAGUUUUGACACCCUAUUAAAUACCUCGUCGCAUCGGUUCAAGGAGAUUCGUGAUACUCUUACUAAAGGAUUUAAACAAUACUUGAUAAAGAAAUGUCAAGAAAAUAGCGAAGAGGAAGAUGACGAUGACGUCGAAAUACUACCCGAUUUAGACGAAGACCCCAUUUGUAUUGAUGAAAAUUCGCUAGAUUCCUUCUGCAACGAGACCCAAGAAGUCGACUUGACAGAGGGUGGAAGCGAACAUAACGAUAGUAGAGAGAAAGCUGCACAUUUGGCUUCUAUAACACAAGAGAUACAUGAAAAUGACAUAAAAGAAAUUAUCAGUGAAAAGAUCGAAGAAGUCGAUACAUCUAAAGACAUUGCAAGUGAUGCUAAAUUGAACGGAGAAAAAAGUGCAGUACUGAAAAGUCAACGUAAUAUCUCAAUCCAAAUCCUCACCGACCCACUAUCAAAUAAAGACAAAGAUUUUGCGGUGACCAAUUCGACUAAUAGUAAGCAAGCUGAAGAUAAAAAUGAAAAAGUUGACGAAAAGGUGGUUGAAAAUAAAAACAAAAGUAUUAUAGAAGAUACUCCGAAAGAUAAAGAAGAUAUUGUUGAUAGCGAAGUAACAAAAACAGUUAAAACUAACGUAAAGGAAGAAAAAGUUACCAAUGGUAAUAAUGAAGAUAUUGAUGCAAGUGAUAAUACAAUAGAUGAUUUGUUGAAUGAAGCAGAGACAAAGGAAGCAAGUAAAGAAAGUGUUAUGGACAUUUCUGAUGAUGUAAAGGAAUCUUAA
Messenger RNA from Pieris macdunnoughi, 2586 nucleotides. The record is from the annotation of a GenBank genome assembly. NCBI's taxonomy places the organism in Eukaryota, Metazoa, Arthropoda, Insecta, Lepidoptera, Pieridae.